This is a messenger RNA of Eucalyptus grandis, 2006 nucleotides long. Its product is annotated as probable serine/threonine-protein kinase PBL11. Gene Ontology annotation, molecular function: ATP binding; protein kinase activity. Gene Ontology annotation, biological process: protein phosphorylation. The record is from RefSeq and is a predicted model, not a curated record. NCBI's taxonomy places the organism in Eukaryota, Viridiplantae, Streptophyta, Magnoliopsida, Myrtales, Myrtaceae. Bases 258 to 1694 code for a protein of 478 amino acids. The transcript is spliced from 8 exons.
GGAGUGACAAAUUUCGGCCCAGGUUGACUGAGUCCGCUUCCGCAGUUUCUUCGAAAAAGCACACUUCCUUUCUUUUUCCUUUUAAUUGUCUAUUCCAACAAGUAAGUUUCCAUCCCUCUUGAUGCAUCAGAAUCAGAACGCGUACCUCGCAAAUCUGGAAACUCACAUAUAUCUGCCACACCUUCGUUGCUGUGGAUCCUAAAUUCCCGUCAGUUUCAGAAUUGAUCCAGAUAGAUUUUUGCCGAUCCUUCUCGAGAAUGGUGUUCAACUGGCACUCUCCGUCCAGCACUGAUUCCGACACCGAGAGUGUAGCGAAUACAGGUUCUUGUCCAUUCUUCCCAGGAACGGUGCUCUUCGCGCCUUUCUCUCAGGCCAGAACUGAUUCAGACACCAGGAGUGGAGGGAUGGGAGAGAAGGCAGAAAAGCGGAAACGGAAAUUGGGCCUAAAUUCUGACCAACUUGGAAGGAAAGCUAUGACAGGACCGCCGGCGUCUCAAAAAGCUCUUGCUAAGAACCCAAAGGUAAAGCGAGAUGCGUUGGUGGGAAGCAAGAACAAGAAGGCGGCGGCAAGUGGCAGUGGCAAGGAUGAACCUCCAGCCACGGCGAAAGUCGGGGAGGUGAUAACGCCCUACCUGAAAAUGUACACGCUGGCGGAGCUGAAGAGCACGACCCGGAACUUCAGGCCGGACACGAUGCUCGGGGAGGACAGGUUCGGAAGGGUGUUCAAGGGCUGGGUGGACGAGAGGACGCUCGCCCCGUCCGAGGUCGGCAGCGGCAUCCCGGUGGCCGUCAAGAAGUCCAAUCUCAACGGCGAUCAGGGCUUGCGCCAAUGGCAGUCGGAAGUCAAGUUCUUGGGGAAAGUUUCUCAUCCAAAUUUGGUGAGAUUACUGGGGUAUUGCUGGGAAGACGAUCACUACCUACUCGUGUACGAGUACAUGAAGAGGGGAAGCCUAGAAAAUCACCUUUUCAAAAGGAAAGCUGGACCACUUCCGUGGGACGUGAGGCUUAAAAUAGCCAUCGGAGCUGCCCGUGGGCUUGAAUUCUUGCGUACACCCGAGAAUAACGUCAUCUACCGGGAUUUUAAAUCUUCCAAUAUAUUAUUGGAUGAGGACUACAAUGCCAAGCUCUCGGAUUUCGGGCUAGCAAAACAGGGACCAGUGGGUGGGAACUCUUAUGUGACCACGCGAGCGAUCGAGAUGGAUGGCUAUGCGGCUCCUGAGUACUCUGCCACCAGUAAGACAGAGAUCCUGUCCGCGGGCGAUUUUGGAUCGGUGACAACAAUGCUCUUUAGAAGAUUACGAGAUUACUUGGCAGAACAUCUGUAUGUGAAGAACAAUGUAUACCGUUUCGGGGUGAUUCUCCUAGAAAUGUUGACGGGUUUACAAGCGCUCGACAAUACCCGCCCCAGCGGCCAGCAGAAUCUGGUGGAAUGGGCAAGGCCGUUGCUCCACAACAAGAGGAAGCUGAGGAAGAUAAUGGAUCCGAGAUUAGAAGGACGAUACCCUCUGGAAGCUGCAACUCAGGCAGCUGGGCUCACCCUCAAAUGCCUGGAGGAUGAGCCUAAAGCGAGGCCCUCGAUGGAUAAAGUGUUGGCGACAUUAGAACAUAUCAACACCAUUUGGGAGAAGAAGGAGACCAAGGCUGGCGCAUCGAGUCCACCUUCUUCUCACCAGCAUCAUCACAACCACCAUUGAUUACCAAUUCAUCACAAUCAUAGUGCCGACAGUCCUCGUGGAUCUGAAAGUCAAUACUCCCCAUCCGCGGUGUCGAGGACUUAUUGAGAUGGAAAUUUCAACUUAUUUAGUAAGAUAUGCAACUCAGGCGGUAGAAAUUUGCAAGUAGAAUGUCAGCAACUCUAAAGGCGGUUCUCUUGUUAAAUUUUUGUCACGGAUCGCAGUGCAGGUGGGGUUGGCUCUUCACGGCCAAAUUUGUGUGUACAGUUGUCUAGACUGGAGUUCCACACAUGAUCAAACGUUUCAACAGAGAUGCAUUCGAAUUAUUUGUGA